Messenger RNA from Drosophila serrata, 5244 nucleotides. RefSeq names its product maternal gene required for meiosis (gene mamo). Gene Ontology annotation, cellular component: nucleus. Gene Ontology annotation, biological process: regulation of transcription by RNA polymerase II. The record is from RefSeq and is a predicted model, not a curated record. NCBI's taxonomy places the organism in Eukaryota, Metazoa, Arthropoda, Insecta, Diptera, Drosophilidae. Gene Ontology annotation, molecular function: protein binding.
AGAAAAACAAAUCAGCAAACAAAACAACAAACAACAAAACAAAAACCCAACAAAUCGACGUAGACGACGGACCCCUACAAAAAUCAAUUGAAAAAUUGAAACUUAUGGAUUGCUGGACGGGUAACGCCCGACUGGCGAGUGUUUUAGUUUAAGCAGCGUAAGCUGUCACCGACAUGGGCAGUGAGCACUACUGCUUGAGGUGGAACAAUUACCAAUCCAACCUGUUAGGGGUGUUUAGUCAAUUACUACAAGACGGGAGCCUGGUGGACGUCACAUUAGUUUGUUCAGAGGGCACAUCCAUCAAAGCCCAUAAGGUGGUCCUCUCGGCUUGUUCCUCGUACUUCCAGAGCCUGUUCCUGGAGCACCCUGAAAGACAUCCAAUUGUGAUAUUGAAGGACGUCCGUUUUGCCGAGCUGCAAACCUUAGUUGAAUUCAUGUACAAGGGCGAGGUGAACGUGCAAUACUGUCAGUUGUCCGCGCUGCUCAAAACAGCCGAAUCCCUCAAGGUCAAGGGCCUCGCCGAGAUGACGAAUCAGAAUACGACGCUGCGUGAGCCGGAACGAGAGCCGGAUCGUCUGCGUCCCCAGGGUGGUGGCUCCUCCCACAAGGCGGCCGAUAGUCCAGCGGCGGCUCUAGAUGCCACGACGGCAACAGCGGCAACAACAGGGACUGCACCGGCAGCGGCAGCGGCAGCAACAUCGACCUCAACCUCAGCAACAUCUGCGGCAGCAACAGCGGCGGCAACAUCUGCAGCGGGAACAACAACAGCAGCAGCAGCAGCAGCAGCAACAUCUGCAGCAGCAACAACAGCGGGGAGCAGCAGCAGCAGUAGUACAAGCACAACGACGGCAACCACGACAGCAGCCUGUGCCACAACAACAACAACAGCUGCAACGGCAACUUCCGGUGCUAGUUGCAGCAGCGCCACCCACGAGGAGGCCACAUCUUCCUCCUCCUCCGCCGCCGUCAGUGCACAGAAGCGGGAGGCCAGCGAUAGAUGCAGUCCCAUGCCCGCCAAGCGUACAUCCCGACUGCAGGACAAGACGGACCACCUUCUGGCAGAUCUAGAGGCUGAGCAGAAUGCGGCCAAUGAGCGGGUUGAUCAUGGUGACGAUGAGGAUGAUGAGGAGGAUGAAGAGCUGCUGCUGGCACGCAACUUAAACGAUGACGAUGAUGAGGAUGAGGUGGAGGAAAUCGAUGACCUGGAUGAGAAUGAGGAUAUUGAGGAGGCAAUGCGAAGGGCACAGCAACUGCAGGCAGCGGCGGCAGCAGCAGUGGCAGCGGCGGCAACGGCAACGGCAACCGCUGAUGAGGAGGAUGAGGAUGAGGAUGAAGAUGAGGAUACGCCAAUGCCGUUAGAUCUCUAUCAAAGACCUGUGGAGCCAAAAAACGCUGCAGCAGCAGGAACGGCAGCGGCGGCGGCAGCCUCCUCGGCGGCAUCCACUCAGGGCAAUGCCUCCUCUCACACCAAUGCCAAUGCCAACAUUAACAUCAACAAUAACUCCAGCAGCAGCAACAAUAAUAAUAAUAAUAACAACAACAACAAUAACAACAACAACAAUGCAAGCAGCGGGAAGACCACAACCUCAGCAAGCAAUGGCUCUGGAUCCGGUUCCGGUUCCGGUUUGGAUGGAGCCGUCGUAGCCUUGGAUGAUGAUGAUGACGAUGAUGAGGUGGAGCGUGUUGGUGACAGGGAGCGAGAUAGAGAUAGAGAAAGAGAGCGAGAACGAGAACGACAACGUGAUCGAGACCAUCGCCUGGAUCAGGAUAUGGACGAGGAUCUGGAUGAGGAUGUGGUUGUGGUCGGAGCCAGUGCCAGUGCCAUGGCACGGGGCAUUGCCCAACGAUUGGCCCAUCAAACAAUACGGCUCCAUCAUCCCCAUCAUGCGCAUCAUCACCUGCACGCCACGCAUCACCACCAUCACCACCAUUCGUCGCAUCCGCAUUCGCAUUCGCAUCCGCAUUCCCAUCUAUCGCCCUCGGACGAUGAGGAUGCCCUGCCCGUGAUUGCCAAGACGGAGAUCAUCGAUGAUGACUAUGAUGAUGAAAUGGAUCUCGAGGAUGACGAUGAGGCGGAUAACAGCAGCAACAAUGAUCUGGGUCUCAAUAUGAAAAUGGGUGGCGGUGGCGGUGGUGUGGAUCUAUCCACCGGUUCCACCUUGAUACCUUCGCCGUUGAUUACCCUGCCCUCAUCAUCGGCAGCCGCAGCAGCAGCGGCGGCGGCAGCCAUGGAAUCACAACGCUCUACGCCGGCCAUAACGGGUUCGGGAACGGGAGCGGGUGCCGGUGCCUCGGACCUCAGCAUUGGUGGCUCCGGUGGUCGUCCGGCGUCACGGAGUUCACGCGACGGCGGUAAUGAUGGUAGAGGAGGAGCAUCAUCCUCCAGCCUGCUGAGUCCCGGAACUGUGGCCAAUCUAUUGCCCGUGCAGUCGGUGCCAUUGAGCCUCAAAAAGGAGAUCGAUUGCAGUGAGGAUGACAACAGCAGUCACAGUAGACACAUGCAACAGCGUUCGGCAUCAGCUGGCGGCGGGCUGGGCGGCGACCUUGACUACCGCGCCUCCCACGAAUCGCUUCUACGGAACUUCAGCUCACCGAUGAGCGCCAUGGCCGCCAGUCGUUGUCCCACUCCCUUCGCCUUUCCCUUUACGCCCCUCGGCCUGAGCCUCUUCGACAUCGAUCCGUCCAGAAUCCUUAGCCUGCUGCAUCAUCAGACCUGGCUGGCAGAGGAGGCACUCAGGACUCGCGGUCUGCUGGCAGCGCCCAAGGACUUUCCCCAUCGUUUCACCACGCUCAGCGAUCUGCUGACCAAGGAUUAUCAGCCAGGAGCACCGACAGCCACUGCAACGGCAACGGCAACCACAGCCUCCUCCUCGUCAUCCUCCUCUCUGUCCUCUUCCUCAGCCGGCACCUCGAAGGAUCCACAGGCACAGUACAAACAGCAGCAGGGAGCAGCAGCAGCGACCUUUAACCUACGCUAUCCCACGCCCACGGCUUUUUACCAGCAACAACAGCAGGCCAAGGUGGCCAAAUCCUCGCCAUCGCCUCAGCAGAUGGCCACCAGCACCAGCACGGCCAUGUCCAAUGAUUCCGGCGAGGAUAGUUGCAAGCGGAGCUCCGCCGACAGUGAUGAGGUGACCAUUGUGGAGCUGCCAAGUGAACGGAGUGCCCAACUCUACAAGGAAUCACUGGAGCAACUUCUGCAGCGACAACGACGCACACCCAUUCUGGGUGGAGGUGUGACCUCCGGUUUAGGAAGCGGCAGUGUCAUCGUGGAUGCCACCGGAUUGAGGCAAUACACUCAACUGCUGCUGGCCAGUGCCGGUAAUCCGGAUGCCUGCAAGGAGAAGAGCUCCUCCUCGUCCACUUCAUCCACACCGCCGUUGCUCAGUCAGCAGCAGCUUAGCCAGAUGUUGAAGAGUCCCUCCGACACAUGCUCCUCGCUGUUUAGUUCUACCGGUGGCGGUGGAGGAGGAGCAGGUGGAGGAGGAACCGGUUCCAAUUCUGGCAUAAUGGCACCCGGCACUAGCACUGGCCCCGGAGCCACCAUGGAGACCAUUGAGGAGGAGACCCGUUGUGUCGUGUGCAAUGCCCACUUUCCGAAUGUGUGGCUAUUGGAGCAACAUGCCGCUUUGCAGCAUCCGCAUGUGGGUCCCGGCGAGGAGAAACCCUUCAUUUGUGAGCAAUGCGGUCAGUCCUAUCGCUAUCGCAGUGCCUAUGCCAAGCACAAGGAGCAGAAUCAUCGGGCUCGUCUCCCAGCGGACAAACUCUUCACCUGCGAUGUCUGCGGGAUGCAGUUCCGGUAUCUGAAGAGCUUCAAGAAGCAUCGACUCAACCAUGCCCUAGAGCGUUUGCAUGGCAAGAAGAGUGUAGGUGUUGGCGUGGGAGUUGGUGUAGGAGUGGGACGCCUGGGCUCCUCCUCUGCCUCCUCUUCCAUUUCCAUGACAGUGGCCACACCCACUUCAGUCUCGGCUGCGGGUUCGGUGACAUCGGUGGACCAAGAUGUGGUUACCAGCUCCCAGGAACCGAUGCUGGCCGACGAGGGUGAAGAUUUGCGGGUCAAUGUCAAGCGGGAGGAGCAGUCGGAACAGCACUCGGGCAGCGGUGGAGCAGAUGGCGAGGAGCAUGAGCAGGAUAACACCGUGGACUCGGCGGGCAUUACAAUGCUCUAUCAGGACAACAACUCAUCGGCUUCGGCCUCCACCAGCGCCACCGAACCAAACAUAAGCAGCUCCGAUGGCAUUCAUAGUACAAACAAGAGGUCGCGCAUGCACCACUUGGAAACGGAUCCCUCCUAUUCGCAUCAGCAGUCGCACCACCAUCACCACCACCACCAUCAUCACCAGCAGCAGCAGCAACAGCAGCAGCAACAGCAUCAUCAUCACCACCAGCAGCAGCAGCAGCAGCCGCAUCAUCCGUCGCACCACCUGGGCCAUGUCUCACUGCCACUGGUGGCCACCUCGGCCGCUGGCUCUUCAUCCUCGGCGGCGGCUGCUGCUGCCGUGGCCGCAGCCACUGCCGGUAGUUCUGGCGGCAAUGCCGGAGCCGGAAGUUCCUCGGCAACCGGAAGUGCCGGCUCCAGUUCGGCAGGCAAUGGAGGAAGCGGUGGAAUCAGUUCCCUCAGCUCCCUAACCUCACUGAUCAACGCCGAACGGAUACCGAAUGAGCAGUUUUUGGGUCUCAAUCCGCAGGAGGCCUCCAUACUCAACUUUUUGCGCGUGGAUGCUGCCGAGCGUCAGAGGGAUAAGAGGCCUGCCACCUCACGCUUUGCCUGCCCCUUCUGCGGCAAGUGUGUGCGCUCCAAGGAGAACCUCAAGUUGCAUGUUCGAAAGCAUACCGGCGAGAGGCCCUUUGUGUGCCUCUUCUGCGGUCGGGCCUUUGGUGGGAAAUCGGAUCUCACACGACAUUUGAGGAUUCAUACCGGCGAGAGGCCGUAUCAUUGCGAGUCCUGCGGCAAAUGCUUUGCACGGGCGGAUUAUCUGUCCAAGCACCUCACCACCCACAUCCAUAACGCGCCGCGCUGAGAUGAGGCGCGUAGGAGGCGGCUCCUACGCAGAUAAGGAACCAGCUUUAGGACCACCUCCAGCCUCCAGAAACACACACAGAAACACACACUCAGACUACAGGAAGUGCAUAUAGAAAGUUAUGUAUAAAUCUUAUUACAGAAAAGGGAAGAGGGAACUCCUCAUAGUCGGGGUUUUUUCUAUAUUUUUUUGCAUCUUUUUUUUAUAUAUAUGUAAUUUUUUU